This is a messenger RNA of Elaeis guineensis (African oil palm), 1536 nucleotides long. The record is from RefSeq and is a predicted model, not a curated record. NCBI's taxonomy places the organism in Eukaryota, Viridiplantae, Streptophyta, Magnoliopsida, Arecales, Arecaceae.
GAAAUGUUUCUCAUUGUCCUGCUUCUCUUGCUGUGUUCUACAAUCUUGAUCACCAUUUCAGCCUUCAGUUGGAGGAGCCAUGGCCGGUGGAAAGCCUUCGGAUUCCCACAAGGAGACAUGGGUUGGCCUGUCCUGGGAGAGACCCUCCCUUUUCUCAAGCCCCAUCCAUCAACCUCAAUAGGAGAUUUCAUGGAGCAACGCAUCUCAAAGUAUGGAAAAAUCUUCAUGUCAAAUUUGCUGGGGAAGCUGACAGUAGUCUCAGCAGAUGCUGAACUGAACCGUUUCAUCCUACAAAAUGACUCGAGACUGUUUGAACCAGGCUGGUCUAAAAGCAUUGGUGAGGUCUUGGGGAAACACUCCAUAUUGUUUCAGGUGGGAGAUGCUCAUAAGAAAAUGAGAUCGAUCAACCUCAAUUUCGUCAACAAUGGCAAGCUCAAGACCCCAUUCUUGCGUGAUGCCUAUCGAAUUGCAGCGUUGGUCAUGAGCUUAUGGAAGAAUAAUUCUGUAGUAUUGGGCAAAUAUGAAGCUGCAAAGCUAACCUUUAAUAUGAUGGCCAAGAAUAUCCUGAGUAUGGAGCCUGGAACUCCAGUAACUGAGAAGUUGAGAAAGGAAUAUGAGGCAUUUGCCAAGGGGGUUGUGUCCCUGCCGCUUAAGUUGCCUGGAACUGCAUACAGUAAGGCUCUGAAGGCCAGGUCAUACAUUCUCAAAGUUGUGGGGCAAUGUAUGGAAGAGAGACUUUGUAGGAAGAAGGAUGUGGAGGAAGAAGAUGCUAAGAAUGACUUGCUUCAAUGGACUAUAGAGAAUUCGAACUAUUCGGAAGAACAAAUUGGUGAUCUGAUAUUAGGCGCAUUUUUUAGUGGUUACAACACCACAUCAAAAGCCAUAGCUUUGGCAAUAUACUUCCUUGGAGGCUGCCCCAAAGCAGUUAAGCAUUUACGGGAAGAACAUGUUAGGAUUGUUCGAGGUAAAAGACAAGGUGGAAAUUCUGAACUAAGUUGGGAGGACUACAAGCAAAUGGAGUUCACUCAAUGUGUCAUCAAUGAGACACUAAGACUUGGGAACAUAGUUCCUUAUAUCCAAAGGAAGGCCAGCACACAUAUUAAAUUCAAAGCCUAUGACAUUCCGCAAGGGUGUAAUGUGAUGGCAGUUCUCCCAGCUGUGCAUUUGGAUCCUUCAUUGUUUGAGUUUCCUGAGCAGUUCAAUCCAUGGAGAUGGCAGGCCAUGAUAAUUUUUGAAACCUGCUUGGCGGUAAUAUAUAGAGGGAAGUUGAAGGAACUAAAAGAUGAGAGCAAAGAAAAUAGUAACUACGGCAUGAAAAAGACCAAAAACCUCAUGGCAUUUGGCGGGGGGGCACGCCUCUGCCCAGGAGCUGAGCUUGGGAGGAUGGAGAUGGCAGUUUUUCUUCACCACCUUGUCAUCAACUUUAUCUGGGAGUUGGCAGAACCUGAUCUUCCAAUGGCUUGCCCUUCACUUGACUUCCCCAAAGGUCUGCCUAUUAAAGUCAGGUUACUCUCAAAUGCACAAUUGGCCAUGUAA